Molecule: messenger RNA, 1471 nt
Organism: Galeopterus variegatus (Sunda flying lemur)
Lineage: Eukaryota; Metazoa; Chordata; Mammalia; Dermoptera; Cynocephalidae
Gene: ADPRHL1
Product: ADP-ribosylhydrolase like 1
Exons: 7
Coding region: 126-1187 (353 amino acids)
Biological process (GO): protein de-ADP-ribosylation
Molecular function (GO): magnesium ion binding; ADP-ribosylarginine-[protein] hydrolase activity
Source: RefSeq, a predicted model, not a curated record
GAGCACACUCCUGACGGAGAGACAAUGACCGGUAUAAAUGUCAGCAGGGCAGGCUGAAGGCAGCGAGGGAGGGGGACAAAGGCUGGUGCUCAGCAGCUGCGGGGCAAGAGCAGCCACCUCCCACGAUGGAGAGAUUCAAGGCCGCGAUGCUGCUGGGGAGCGUGGGCGAUGCUCUUGGCUACAGAAAUGUCUGCUUGGAGAACAGUGCUUCAGGCUUGAGCAUCCAGAAGGAGCUGCAGAAGGUCGGGGGGCUGGACCACCUCGUGCUCUCCCCAGAAAAGUGGCCUGUGAGUGACAACACCAUCAUGCACAUGGUGACAGCGGAGGCCCUCACCUCAGACUACUGGUGCCUGGAUGAUCUGUACCGGGAGAUGGUGAGGUGCUACGUGGAAAUCGUCGAGAAGCUUCCAGAACGUCGGCCAGACCCAGCUACUAUUGAAGGCUGCUCACAGCUGAAGCCGGAUAACUACCUCCUCGCCUGGCACACGCCCUUCAAUGAAAAGGGUUCAGGAUUUGGAGCUGCCACUAAAGCAAUGUGCAUUGGCAUGCGCUACUGGAAGCCGGAGCGGCUGGAGACCCUCAUCGAGGUCAGCGUCGAGUGCGGAAGAAUGACCCACAACCACCCCACAGGCUUCCUGGGGUCCCUGUGCACAGCCCUGUUCGUCUCGUAUGCCACACAAGGGAAGCCGCUCGUGCAGUGGGGCAGAGACAUGCUGAGGGUUGUCCCACUGGCCGAGGAGUACUGCAGGAAGACCAUCCGGCACAUGGCAGAGUACCAGGAGUACUGGUUUUACUUUGAAGCCAAGUGGCAGUUUUAUCUGGAGGAGAGAAAAAUCACCGAAGACACAGACAAUAAAGCCACCUUUCCCGACAACUAUGACGCAGAGGAGAGAGACAAGACCUACAAGAAGUGGAGCUCGGAAGGUCGAGGGGGCAGGUGUGGCCACGACGCCCCCAUGAUCGCCUACGACGCCCUCCUCGCGGCAGGGGGCAGCUGGGCCGAGCUGUGUGACCGGGCCAUGUUUCACGGAGGUGAGAGCGGGGCCACGGGGACCAUCGCGGGCUGCCUGUUUGGUCUGCUGUAUGGCCUGGACGCCGUUCCCAGAGGCCUGUACCAGGACCUGGAGCACAAGGGGAAGCUGGAGGAGCUGGGCGCGGCGCUGCACCGCCUGUCCAUGGAGAAGUAAAGCGCUUCCGCCCUUCUCCCCUCGCAGAGGCCCGUCCAGCCAGUGGCAUCCCCGCGGGCACACAGGCCCCCGUAAGGGAGGGUGCCCCUGAGGUCCUCACGCACAGAGAGUCCGCACCCAAUUGGCCACAUCAAAUUUGAAUCCUGUCCCCCCCUUUCAGAAUCCUAAUUGCAUUAUAAAAUACAUUGUUUGUCCUGUGAGAAUAUUUUGCCUUAUCCUCCCCCAGACCUGGUGUGUUUUUGACUCUACAUCAAUCAGCCACACUCACCCUCCAAUACAGUGGU